AUGGAUGACAGAUGUGUCUCCGGCCUUACUUCUCUUCUCAUGCUGUCGUCAUCUCUUCCUCACUGUGUCCCGCCCUGCUUACCACCUUGUCUCCGCCCCCUUUCCUCUUCUGCAGCUUCUUCUGCAUCUUCGUCGAGGGCGCCUAAUGGGGCACCGGACCUGCAGGAUGUGUGCGGAGAUCGCUCCGUGCUAUUGUUGCAACUUCCUUGGACAGAGAAGCCGCCGGAGUUGUCUUCGAGCCACGUUGCCUCCAAUGGACACUUCUCUAAUCCGUUCCUCUCUCAACCUCCCCUCGCUGGGAACCUCGCCUGCGUCUCGGCUGUCGUUUGGGCGGUUGGCGAAGAACCACCGGAGGCGACUCCGGAAGCCCUGAGGCGCCUCGAGCCGCCCGAAACUUCUGAAUUCGUCAUCAGCAAACGUCUGGUGCGCAUCGGUGGAAGCGAAAUUCCCCCAGGCUUGAGUGACGCUCUGCUGCGCACGAGGCCAGGCGAUGUAGCUCGGGUGUACAUUCAUCCCGACAAGGGCUUCAAGGGCGUGUAUCCGAGAACGCUUCGUCAAGCAGUCGUGGAAGACGACUUUCUUCUUGCCGACGUCUGUCUCCACUACUGGACCCUCUUUGAGAAUCUCACCCCCUCCCCUUCGCGUUCUUCCUGUCCUCUCGACCACGCGCUUUCUUGGGCGUCUCCGACUCGGUGUGCGCGAUUUGACUCUCCACGAUCUUGUCAACUCUGUCCUUCCGCGCUCCCCGCCAACGGAGGGGACGCGGGGGCGGAUCAGAGGGAAGGAGGGACAGAGCGGCACAGCGGCGCAAUCGGCGACAAAGAAGAGAGAGGGCAAGCAGCUGAAGAGGAUUUUCCGAAGGAUCUGGUCCUCUUUUUUGCGUAUGACCGAUUGAAACGUGACAGUCACGUGUCGAAUACGUGGCGAGAUGAGUCCUCGAACGUUUCGUUUUCCUAUCACACCUUCAGCGGGCAGUCUACAACAGAUACCCUUGAUCUCGCUCGUGUUCAGGUUUCGUUUGCUCUUCCUCGUCCUCAUUUCCUGCCCUCUUCUGCUCGGUCUCCUUCAUCUCCUCCCUCUGCUUCCCUCGCUUCUUCUCCUUGUCCUGAUUCCGCCGUUCCUGCUUUCCGACCGUCUGCUUCGACUUCCCCCCCGGUGUCUCCAUCUCCCGUCUUGUUUCAUGCGUGUGCAUCCUCUCUAGAAGAAGACGAAACAACUCCACAAGUGUUUGAGUUUCUUCUCGACGAAGAGGAAGCCCCUUACCGAGGGAUCGAAAGCCUCGUCAGGAACCUGCGCGUUGGUCAAGCUGGAGACGCGUGGCUCUCUGGCCAGUUUGCUGCGCCUGGGAAAACGGCAGGCAGCGAGGAGACGGACCGGAAUGGGACCACCUGCGACGGAGAAAAGGACAAGGCCAGUGGCGAACAGGGACUCCAGAAAUCAAACGGCCAGCGAGCAGCAGCAGACAAAGAAGAAAGAGCAAGGGAGAGAGACGGGCAAGAAGGAGAAAAAGGGAAAGUUGCAGGAUCGAGCGCAGGAGCAGCUGAGGAUCACCGACACCGAGAAGCAGGGUUCAUCAACAUGGGCGACGACCAAGCAGGUUAUGUCCGCGCAAAAGUGUCUAGAAUGCAGACGCCCAUGAACAAAAAUGCAGAAGGCGAAAACAGAGGAAACCUGUCAUGUUGUGCGCCCAGCGGGUGUUCAUCAACCGCCGCACGUUCGCCGACUGCCUCCCCAGUCGAAAAACGAGCACCCGUAGAAGAACAAGACACUGAUUCACAAGCAGAAGGGUGCGAGGAUGCAGGUAAAGGAAGGGGAAAGAAAAACGAAAACGCAGAAGAGACAGAGGACGACACCGAAGCGCAAAGAGAAGACUCACGUUCAGCCCAGUGCUGUCGACUUCUCCGAGGCUUUGUCGUGCGCGGCAUCUACCCACUCCCCGAGCCUCACCACUUAGCCACACCGGACGAGAAAAUUUCGAUGGCGAAAUUCAUUCGCGAAAAUGGAAAUUGCUGGUUUAAAAAGGGCAAUUUUGAACGCGCCCUCCGAAGAUAUCUCAUGAGCGAGAAAUAUCUUGAAUAUCUUGGGGGAGGCGCUUCUGAGAGCGACACACAACGAGCUCGCCCGGAUCUUCACGCAGUGCGUUUGAACGCCGCGCAGUGCUACAACGCCCUCGGCAAAUUCGAUCAGGCCAAGGGUUAUUGUGAAAAGGUCCUCAAGGAGGAUCCCGAAAAUGUCAAAGGUCUGUGGAGACUUUCUGUCGCAUUCGCCGGCCAGGGAGACUACCUGGCAGCCGAGAGAACUGCUCAGCAGGCUCUUGCGCUCAAACCUCAGAACGCGGAGGUGCUCCAGUGGGUUAGCUCUUUGAAGAACCGAGGAAAAACAGAAGACAAACACCUGCUAGGAGGUUUCAAAGGCAUCUUCUGUUCAUCGGGGAGGGACGAAACAGAGGCAACAAACUAG
Neospora caninum is the source of this 2460-nucleotide messenger RNA. RefSeq names its product fkbp-type peptidyl-prolyl cis-trans isomerase,related. The record is from RefSeq and is a predicted model, not a curated record. Gene Ontology annotation, molecular function: protein binding. Lineage: Eukaryota; Apicomplexa; Conoidasida; Eucoccidiorida; Sarcocystidae. The coding region runs from base 1 to 2460 and encodes 819 amino acids. The transcript has 5 exons.